AUGACGUCACCCGCUGGCCUUAAUUGCAUAAAGGCGCGGCUUGUAAACCACGCGGGCUUUUCUCUUCUGUCUUCUGGCGUUGCUCCUCCUGCAGCUAAGAAGAAGAAACCAAAACUCUUGAACAAGUUUGAUAAAACCAUUAAAGCUGAACUUGAUGCUGCUGAAAAGCUGCGUAAAAAGGGAAAAGUUGAAGAAGCACUGAAGGCAUUUGAAGCCUUAGUGAACAAGUAUCCACAAAGUCCACGAGGAAGAUAUGGCAAAGCACAGUCUGAGGAUGACUUGGCUGAGAAGAUGAGAAGCAACGAAAUACUGCAAAAAGCCAUCAGUACCUAUGAGGAAGUGGCCAGCCUGUCAAAUGCCCCAACUGAUCUGAUAAAACUGAGUUUGAAACGACAAGCAGACAGGCAGCAAUUUCUUGGUCGCAUGAGAGGAUCUCUCGUUACUCUGCAAAAAUUAGUUGAUCUGUUUCCCAAUGAUACUUCAUUAAAGAAUGACCUUGGAGUAGGUUACCUCUUGAUAGGGGAUAACAGCAAUGCGAAGAAAGUUUAUGAGGAGGUUCUGAUUCUGGCUCCAGAUGACGGCUUUGCUAAAGUACAUUAUGGAUUCAUCCUCAAGGCAGAAAACAAAAUAGCUGAGAGCAUUCCAUAUUUGAAGGGUGGGGUGGAAUCUGGUGACCCUGGCACGGAUGAUGGACGCUUUUAUUUUCAUUUGGGUGAUGCCUUACAGAGAGUUGGAAACAAAGAGGCAUACAAAUGGUAUGAGCUUGGAUACCAGAGAGGUCACUUUGCAUCUGUUUGGCAGCGCUCCCUCUACAAUGUGAAGGGACUGAAAGCUCAGCCUUGGUGGACAGCAAAGGAAACUGGUUAUGCUGAACUGGUGAAAUCCCUAGAAAGAAACUGGAAGCUUAUUCGUGAUGAAGGACUUGCUGUGAUGGAUAAAAGAAAGAGCCUCUUCUUGCCUGAAGAUGAGAACCUACGGGAGAAGGGAGAUUGGAGCCAGUUCACCCUGUGGCAGCAAGGAAGAAAAAAUGAAAAUGCUUGUAAAGGCGUUCCUAAAACUUGUGCUUUAUUGGAAAAAUACCCAGAGUCUACGGGCUGCAGAAGAGGACAGAUCAAGUAUUCCAUCAUGCACCCAGGGACUCAUGUCUGGCCUCAUACGGGACCUACUAACUGUAGGUUGAGGAUGCACUUGGGCUUGGUAAUACCAAAAGAAGGCUGCAAAAUUCGAUGUGCUCAGGAAAACAGAACCUGGGAAGAAGGGAAGGUUCUCAUCUUUGAUGACUCUUUUGAACAUGAAGUGUGGCAGGAUGCAGAAGAUUAUCGGCUGAUAUUCAUUGUGGACGUAUGGCACCCUGAGUUAACACCACAACAGAGACGUAGCCUUCCUGCCAUUUAAGCAGUGAUUUCUCAUGCAAAAACUACAUCAAUUUUAACCUUUUAGAGUAUAUACAGCGUUAAUUUGCCUGGUACUAAGGCAAAUGUCAGCCUUCUAAUAGUUGAAAGAUAAGAAGCAAUUGCUUCACAAUCAUUGUGGACUCAGCUUUAAAAAAUUCCUAUUUCUAUUUCAUACUGAUGCAGCACUGAUCUGAUCUUUUUGCUUUUAGGCUGCAGGUACAGAAAUACUGAUUCUUGUUAGCCAAAAAGAUUUAGUUCUAGAUUUUCAAAAUGAAGAAUAUGCAGGCACAUGUUCCAUGCCAAAAUUAUGUGUACAGAAACUAUUGCAUGUUCAUGUAUAUGCAGCCAGGCACCUCAUUUGCCAUGUUUAUGCACAAGUAUCUGGACUAUAUGUUUUUUACCUGAUAAUUAGGUGCAUAAAUAUGUGCAACUAACCUUGAAAAUCUAUCGUACAGUUUUGAAUAGUAUAUGUUUAAGGUAUAAAGCAACUAGACACAUCUAAAGUUGAUACUAUAUGCAGGUAAUGUGAAUCAAUAGGUUUGUUUUGUAUUUUUCUACAUGAGUAAUUGUAUUUUUCUAG
Molecule: messenger RNA, 1974 nt
Organism: Alligator sinensis (Chinese alligator)
Lineage: Eukaryota; Metazoa; Chordata; Crocodylia; Alligatoridae
Product: aspartyl/asparaginyl beta-hydroxylase
Exons: 13
Coding region: 1-1395 (464 amino acids)
Biological process (GO): peptidyl-aspartic acid hydroxylation
Cellular component (GO): endoplasmic reticulum
Molecular function (GO): protein binding; peptidyl-aspartic acid 3-dioxygenase activity
Source: RefSeq, a predicted model, not a curated record